AUGUCACUCCAGGAGUAUCUCAAGAAAUAUGUCUCUGAGGAGCCUCAGGAGCAGGAAUCGGAGUCGGAUUUGUCGGAGACAGAGGAAGGACCCGUUGUUGUCGAGAGAAAGGUGCAGUCCAAGGGCUGGACGUCGGUAGAGACGAAAGAGACGGCAAGCACGCGACCGACGCUUAUGCAGGACGGAUCGCUGCCAGGACUCAAGACAGGGGAGGACAUCAAGAGGUCAAUGGAGAUGAAACAGCGUCAAUUGGAAGAGGAAAAGCGCAAGGUCCAGCAACAGUACAACCCCAAUAACGUCGAGACGGUCUAUAGAGAUGCCACUGGACGGAGGAUAUCCAGAGUUGAGGACCCAGACGCACAGAGGAAAGCCGAAGAGGAGCGGAAACGAGAGGAGAUAAAGCGUGUCAACGAGAGCGAAUACACAGCCAUCCAGAAACAGCAGGAAGAACAACGAAUAAAACAGCUGGAAACAGAGACGCAGGAGAGCAGAGAGCACCAAAAAAAACAGACGGUCAGCGACGACGACCCUGCGCUGCUGUUUGACGCAAACCUGCAGAAGCGCAAAAGAAAGCUUACCAAUUUGAGCGCGACAGGUAGAAAACUAUACGCAGAAACUGGAUAUCCCGACAACAGAUUUGGCAUACGGCCUGGCUGGCGCUGGGACGGGGUGAACCGCACCAACGGGUUCGAACAGCGGUGGUUCGAAAGACGGCAGGAAUUGGAGCAAAACGAGGUUCUAAAGUACACAUUACAGGAAGAUAUAUAG
Molecule: messenger RNA, 768 nt
Organism: Ogataea haglerorum
Lineage: Eukaryota; Fungi; Ascomycota; Pichiomycetes; Pichiales; Pichiaceae
Exons: 1
Coding region: 1-768 (255 amino acids)
Biological process (GO): mRNA splicing, via spliceosome
Cellular component (GO): U2-type spliceosomal complex; RES complex
Molecular function (GO): RNA binding
Source: RefSeq, a predicted model, not a curated record